UCGAAAGUCUUUGUUUACUGUGAAAUUUGUGUUUUUAAUUUUUGCACGUGAAUUGAAUAAAGGACGAGACAACAAUGGUUAUUAUUGGGCAAGUACAUCCUCCAAAUGAAGGAAUUGUCUUCACCACCGACAAUGUUCAAUUAAAAGUUGACCAACAAACUGUUGGGAAGGGAAAUGUCUAUAUAAGCCAAAGUUCCCUUAUGUGGAAACCCAACAACAAUGGGCUGCAAGGAAUUUCAAUAUUUUGGAAGCGUAUUAGUGUGCAUGGCAUAACAAAUGCUCCCACAAAGGCCAUAUAUUUGGUAAUUGAUCGUCAAUUUAAAUGGCCAAAUACCGAUAGUCAAAAUGCCGGCAAUGGCAAUGGUCACGCGGCUGAAGCUAAUGGAGAUGGAGACAACAGUGAUUCGGAUGAGGAGGUUUUUCAAGAUGCCGAAGAGGAUCAAAUUACCGAAUGCUGGCUUUUGCCAGAAGACACCAAUGUGGUGGAUACAAUGUAUCAGGCCAUGACCGAAUGCCAGUCAUUGCAUCCUGACUCAGAGGAUAGUAUAUCCGAAGACAGUGAUCUAAUGGAGGAUGAUGAAAAUGCCGACUUCGAUGAUGCUGAUGAAUAUAUACAUAACUUUAAUGGCAGUGGCGAAGUUGAUUCAGCUCGAGCAAAUAUGAAUAAUUUGUCCUUAGACGAUGAUCGCUUUGCUGACGCUGAUGAAUAAAUUCUAUAGUAGUCGAUUUCUCGAAUUUCAAGUGGGAAUUUUGUGUAUGCUGGUUAUUUAAUAGCAAAAGCGCACACUCACCCAGAGAUGACUGUUAUUCAUUUCAUCACUAUUGAAAAAGCAUUUUUAAUAACAAAAAUUAAUUUAUAAGAAAAAUUUAUUUAUAAUUAUCACUUUUUAAUGGUCCCUUUCAUGGUCAUUUGAUAAAAAAAAAAAAACAGACUGAGGUCUAACAAAUCUAAAGAUAAUUUAUAUGGUAGCGCCUCAAACGGGCACUCAAAAUAAAGUCCAUUUUUUAUGAACAAAAAAAAAUACAAA
This is a messenger RNA of Stomoxys calcitrans (stable fly), 1028 nucleotides long. RefSeq names its product methylosome subunit pICln (gene icln). The coding region runs from base 75 to 710 and encodes 211 amino acids. The transcript is spliced from 3 exons. Gene Ontology annotation, cellular component: cytosol; spliceosomal complex. Gene Ontology annotation, biological process: mRNA cis splicing, via spliceosome. The record is from RefSeq and is a predicted model, not a curated record. Lineage: Eukaryota; Metazoa; Arthropoda; Insecta; Diptera; Muscidae.